Molecule: messenger RNA, 954 nt
Organism: Trichoderma harzianum CBS 226.95
Lineage: Eukaryota; Fungi; Ascomycota; Sordariomycetes; Hypocreales; Hypocreaceae
Exons: 2
Coding region: 235-570 (111 amino acids)
Source: RefSeq, a predicted model, not a curated record
CGAGGCUCUUUAGGGUGAUGAUGAGGCUGAGGCUCACGAGUACCGACUGAAAUGGAAUCAAUGCAAAUUCUUUCGACCCCUCACCGACUUUUACAAAGAUUGCCUGCUAAUACGCCUGGAGGCGGAGCGAGGCAUGUAAAAUGGAAAGUGAAAAUAAGGCCACGAGUGGAAGACGGAGUUUGGACUUUAAUUCAGGUACUAUUCUAGUACUUGCUUCUGUUUGUUGGAAAGGUUAUGAGGCGGGGUCAAAUUAAGCCAUGCAAGGUACUCCCUCUCGAUCUGAGACCCAGUAGGCGUCAUCUCCUAAAGAUCAGGUUCUCAAGAUUCUGUCUAUCUGCCCAUGGAACAGCCUUGGACACACGCAUGCCACUCUUCUGGCUCCCACCAGCCAGUGUGCCUUUUAACAGAACAAACCGGCCUCUCUACUCCGUACCUUGCUACUCGUUACAUGUUAAAGCUGGUGCCUACGAAUCUAGUUGGACAAUUCAUAUAACAGCACACGCACUAUUCAUGCAUCUAGCCAUGAGGGGCAGGCGGGGGAUCCAAAACGGCAUGGAUACUGGUUGGUGAUCCUUCAGGUUAGCAGCUCUGUCGGAUGCUGGCUUGCUGUUCAGACCGUUGCCACCACUGCCGAUGCGAUUCCGGCCUUGCCAAACUCCUCAGUAGCACAAGCACUGGCUCUGGCUCUGGCUAUGUCCAGGAAGGUCUCAUAAUUCCGGUAGACCAAUGCAUGUAUGCGACCAGGAUCUUGAGCGUCCAAUUGCAGCAGCUCGAGAGCACGUCGGCAAGUGGCGUUCCAGGUUAAGGUGAGGAGGCCAUCUUGGCUGCCAAUUGGUAAUGGGCAAUUGGAAGCCCAAGUUGUUUGUUGGGCUUGAAUGCCGGCGGCUUAUUACCUACUAGUAUUACUACCUUGUAGCUACCUAUAGUCGGCAAUAUAUACGAGGGGCUGGCGCC